AUGAGCCUUGAGCUCCGUGUGCAACACUUGGAGGAGUUGGUCUUUGAGCUCCGGCAACAGGUGGCCGAUCUUCAGCGCCGCCUUGAUCGCGCUCCCUCUCGGAGCUCUUCCUUUGAUCUUGUGCAAGCGACACAGCCCGAGGUUCCUCGCUCGAGCUCAGCGCCUCAGGAGCGUCAGAGAACUAGCACAGAGUCCGCCCGCACUACUUCGGAACCGGAGAUUGGGUUCUUCUUGAGGAGAUCGCUCAACGGAGAGCAUCGGGGUGCCAGUGGCAGGGAUCGCCUUGAGUUGCAGAGUAGGUUUUGGAUAGUCGUCAGGGAUUUCGCGGGCUUCACUCAUCGUCCGGUCACUGUGUGCAAAUCGUUCGCUGAGUGCGCGCGGCAUUGCAAGCGCGGCAGCGACUGUGGUGAUAGUAUUUUCGUAGGUCUCCCGGCCCGUCAGGACAUCAUAGCCGAGGAAGCUGGCUUGGAAGGAGAAGCGCUCACUGCUCGGGAUUGCGCAGCGGUUGGCGAGGGCUUCUUGGAUCCUCUUUGUCCUUUGUGCAUUUUGCCAUGUGGGCAAGACGAGCAGGGAGCCCAGGUUACAGUGCAUUGCUUGAUCGUUGGAGAGGUGCAAGGAAAGUUGAUGAUUUGUUUGCCGGCCGCCGCUUGGCACAGGACCAUCGCCAGGCGAACAGUCCCGAAGGGGUUUCUUUCGAAAGUGGUGGCCGCGGAAGUUGCCGCCGCAGCCCUCACCGACCGAGGAAACGAGGUUGCCGGUGUAACUGUGAGGGUUUGGCUUGGCCUUUGCGAAGGAGAGGCGGAGGCGACGAUUCAGGUGAGCGACACUGCCCUGGCCGAACUUUGGCAGUCUCAGGUCGCAGGUGCUGCACACUCGACUCCAAUGCAUUCCGCGUCCGAGGGUGUCGGGGCAGGUCUGUUGGAGCGGUUGUCUGCUUUGGAACGGUCGGUCGCAAAUCUUGCCACUGCAGCCUCGCAACACAGUGCGGAGCUUCAGGGAUCAUUAGGUGCAGCUCCAAAGUCGAAAGCCUCGUGGGCCCUGUUCAAGCGGAGCGCCGCGCCAAAGGCAGAGGAGGCCGAGCACGAGGGUCCGACCGAGGGGCUCUUCCCGGGCUUGGACAGAGGGGUGGUUGCAGCGGCUUUGGCAGCAGGCGUCAAGGCCGAUGCGCUAGCAGAGAUGAGCCGCAUGGUCACGUCGGCUCCUCAGCUUCGGGCCGAUGGGCCAAAAGCGGCGCCCAAGCACAGGGCGACAUCAGCCCUCGACGAAUCCGACGAGGAUCCGCCCCCCGAAGCUCAGGUGAGGCAGACUGUUCCCGAGGUUCCAGCGCCAACGGUUGCAGCCGACCCAGCCGAGGCGUUUGCGCAAGCGAUGGCCUUCGCUGCUGGCACUGUGGGUGGCUGGAAAAAGCUGCUGAUCAAUCUUUCGGUGGCCUGUCUGUCCUACGAGCAUAUGGGUUGCCCAGCUUCCUGCCCAGUGUUGAGGGGCAGGCAAAGACGUUGGGAUUUGCUUGGCCGGGCAGCUGCUGUCGGUUCGCUGCCUGGGCGGCCCGAUGUUGCCUCGAUUCCCAUAGUCGCUGAUCGUGUCAAGCUUCCUGCUUCACCUGCCUUUGACCUCGCUCCUUUUAUGGACCACACGACACGGGAGUUUUACCGGUUCCCUUUGCACCACGCUCGGGUUCCCGACCCGGAUGUUGAGCAGCCUCCUUUCGUAAAGAUUCUGGCUGAUCCCCAGCAAAAGCUUCUGCUCCUGCGCGGCCUCGCCCGUUCCGGUCGCUUGCGUGCCGUGCGUGAUGUCCCUGCCUCUCGCUUGGAUUGCUUCUACCAGUUCAAGGCUUCUGAGGAGCGUGUGGUGAGAAAUCACCUCGCCUGCCGACUCUCGCACGAUGAAGCCGGUUUUGUGUUCGAUUGUGAGCCCACAGCCUUCGGUGAUCAUGGUUCCCAUGUCUUAUGCGGGCUAUCUUCUCUCGCCAUGGGCGAUUCUUCAACUUGCGAGUUCGCUCAGUGCAGUCACCUCGGCGUCUUACUGCAAUCCCGGGCUGUGCAUCUCGGUGAGCUGCUGAUGCAAGCUCACGCCCCGCCGAGCGGAGUUCUCUCUGUGGGCUUGGUCAUAGAUGACCUCAUAGUGUUGCAGAAGUGCCUUGUGUCCCAGCUCACUGGCUAUCUCGAGAAGCCCGGUUCUUCCGGGGCCUCACGACGGCUCGAUGCCGCUCUGGCCGGGUAUGAUUCGGCUCAGCUGAGAUAUAGUGCCAAAAAGACUUUCAAGGACUGCACUCAGGCCGCUUUCUGCGGUAUCGACUGGUGCGGUCGCGCGGGUCUGGUGAGAGCGAGUCCGUCACGCUACUGGGCGCUGGUGCUGAUAACGGUCAGGGUUCUGCAACUUGGCCUCUCGACUCUCGAUACGAGCACUGCUGGAAAGCUUACUCGGUUCUUGGGUGGUACGCCGCAAACGAUCCUGCGGUUGUCUCCCGAGCUCAAGAGCGAGCUCUCUUCGUUCAUAUGCGUGGGGCACCUUGCCGUUGUCGACUUGAGGGCUUUGCCUCUGAAGACCGUUAUCGCAACUGACGCGUCAAGCUCCUGGCAAGCUGCUGUCAGCGCUGAGGUCGACCCGCUUGUCGUUGAAGAGUUCCAGCGCUUUGCUCUGCAGCGUGGUGCUUGGUCACGACUGUUGCCGCCGCCGGCCGCAUGGCUAAAAGAGCAUGAUUUGCUUGAGCCCGAGAGCGAGCUCCCUGGGGACACCGUGUUCACCGCUCACCCCGUUGCUGAAGCCUUCGCACGCGUGCCUGCCUUCCGCACCCGGUGGAGAAAGCCGCACAAAGCUCGCAUUCACGUUGCUGAGUUGGGAGCCUACUUGCAUGAGGAGGCACGUGUUGCCGGUCGUGUCCGUUGCGGCCGUCCGCUCUCAGGGUUAGAUUCUCAGGUUUGCUUAGGGGCUUUAGUGAAGGGUCGAAGCGCGAGCGGCGUCUUGAAUAAGAUGCUGCGUGCAUCGCUGGGGCCGCUCCUCGGCUCACGAUUGUUCCCCUUUCACCUCUUCCUGCCCUCAGCCUUGAACCCAGCAGACGACCCGACCAGGGACACGGAGGUGCGACGUCCCUCUUUGCAAAAACCUCACUGGUGGGAGGCUCUUGAGGCUGGGAACUCUUUGCCUCUCGAAGCCUUUCUCGCUGCUCUUCCUGCGCGGGAUUCCGAGCCUGCGACGUUUGACCAGGAUGAUCUGCUGUUGCUUGGUGGCUCGCGGCCUGUUGUGCUGCGGUCAAACCGAGAACGUGGGCUCUCAAAGCUCCUUGCGUGGAAAUACUCGCGUAGGGUCCGGAAUCCAUGUGCUGGCGCCUCCUUGGAUUUGGCGCUGCCUGGUGUGCUCGACCUCUGGUCUGGAAAGGGUUCUUAUGCCCGUGCCCUUAUCCGUGCGGGAGCUCCUUGGGUGCUGACUGUUGAGCCGAGCAGGGGUCCAGCCGAGGAUCUCAGCUCAUCUUCGCUGCGGGCUCUUCUCGAGUUGCUGGUCAGGCAAGGUGCUUUCCUUGUUGUUGGAGGUUCCUUCCAGUGUCCCUCACUUUCUCGGGCUAACCGCCCCUCGCUUCGCUCCGGCGCCUUCCCGUCCAGGCUGAUAACGGCCGCAUGGGCUUCGCAGCUUAGGGCGUCGUGUGCUUCCAAGAAGAUCCUGCAUUGGUUCAGCCAUCCUGAUGCGUCGUUUCUGUGGCGACUCCCGGGUUGGGACGACACUGUCUCUCCGCGUGCCACGACCAUCUUUCGUGCCGACAUGUGCCAGUUUGGGUGUCUGUGGAGAAAGCGCACUCGUGUGGCCAUUUCUUGUGGCCUGGCAGGGGCUCGCCUCCUCUGCCGUUCUUCGCAAAAACACUUACGACUGGUUGGCCAUGCUCGCGAGCACCGGUUGCCAUGGACUUCUGUUGCUUCUACCGUUCCGGCUGGGUUUGCCGAGAUUCUUGCCACCUCUCUUGCUGCAGCUGCUGGUUGGACUGAGCAGCGAGCUCUCGAUCCUUCUGCAUGCGCCAAGCUUGGGUGCAACUGCCGAGUUGGUGAAGCCAAGAACCCAGGCGCGCGCCGAGGCCUUCCUCGCCGCCACGGCGACCUUGAGAGUCGCCCGCUUCAAUCUCAGACUUCGCUCUUUUUGGGCACUUCGGCCUGGCUUUCCUUCCUGCGUUGGGCCGCCCUCUUCCUCUCGGUCGAUCCUGUCUCUCUCUUCGCGUCUUGUCCCGCCCUCGCUGCCAUGGCCCUUCGAGCUUACGGCAACGAGCUCUACUGCUCAGGUGGCUCUAAGCAUACGUCCAGGUACACUCUGGUGGGAGCUCAGAGGGCUCUGAUGACGCUGAAAGGUGCUCUGGGUCCAGCCUGGGAGUUGCUGACACGGUGGGAGGCUGUCGAGCCGACGAUUCACAGGACGCCGAUCCCGGAAGCCUUAAUCAAGGCGCUUGUGACACUGGGCUGGCUCCGUGGCUUCAGGAAGUGGAGUGGUUGUGCCUUGCUGGCCUUUUAUGGGAUGGCCCGUAUCGGAGAGGUUUUGAGCUGCACUCGCGAGCAGCUCGUUCUUCCUGAGGACCUUUUUCUGGCUACCAACGCGGUCUUUCUGCGCUUAGAUUCUUCUAAGACGUCUCAGCGCGGAAGGCCGAAGGUUCAACACAUACGUGUCGAUGACGAGUUGGCGAUGAAGAUCAUCAUCCUGGCCUUUGGCGAUCUGGGUGCCGGCGACCGGCUUUUUCCUCUGAGCCCGUCGGCCUUUAGAACUCGCUGGGACAGGCUUCUGCAGGCGCUCGCGUUGGGCGACGGUUGUGCGCUCACGCCAGGUGGGCUCCGUGGUGGCGGGGCUGUCGCUGCUUACCACCGCGGGGUGCCUGUGGCGGACAUACAGUGGAAGCUUCGCUUAAAGCAUAUGGCUACUUUGGAACAUUAUUUGCAGGAAGUGGCGGCUCUGUCCGCUCUUGGAAACGCAUCGCCUGAUGCGAAGGUUUACAUUCGUGCUGCUGUUCAGCUCUACCCGCACUUGGUUCAAAGCAGUUAA
Messenger RNA from Symbiodinium sp. CCMP2592, 5010 nucleotides. NCBI's taxonomy places the organism in Eukaryota, Dinophyceae, Suessiales, Symbiodiniaceae. The record is from the annotation of a GenBank genome assembly.